CCGCCCGUCUGCCUGUCCAUCCCCAUCUACCAUUCCAACCCGUAAACCCCAUGUCUUGCCUCCCCUUCGCUCUCUCUUUCUCCAUAUCUGCCCCCAGCUCUGUCUGACCUCCAUAACUCUCCCUUCUCUCUCUCUCUCUUCCAAAUCAACAUAAAACCUUCCCACAUCUCUCCUUCCUCCAGAGAGAAAAGGAAUGGCUACUUCCACUCCCAGCUCUGCGACCUCCCCAUCAUCCCUCGACUCCCGCCCCCUUCUCUUCCGCCAUAACCCAUCCACCAAUGGAAAUGGUAAUGGAAACGGAGGGGCCAGCAGUCAACUGGCCCUCCUCAUAGGCCGCGCCACGGGUCGCCAGAGUCUUCGCGAGCCAUCAGUCGCGGUGCGCGAGGCUGCUGCUCUCCAGCUCGAGGAGCGUCGUGCAGACUGGGGCUACUCGAAGCCGGUUGUUGCUUUGGACAUAGCCUGGAAUUUGGUGUUUUUUGCGGCCUCUGUGGCGAUACUUGCGUCUUCAACUCACGAGAAUCCUCCUACUCCUGUGAGGCUUUGGAUCUGUGGGUAUGCUCUGCAAUGUCUGCUACAUGUAAUUUUUGUGUGGGCUGAGUUUAGGCGCCGGGAGCGGCGCAGGCUCCCCGAGUCUGUGGCUGCACCUGCAGGGGGGGCAGUAGAUUCAGGGGAGGACGAGAGCGGUGAGGAUGAGGUGGCAGGUGGAGGUGGUGGGUUCCACCGCACUGGUUCUCGGAUCAGCAUUGCCAAGCGUUUCGAGUCUAUCAAUACAAUGGUUUCCUUCUUCUGGUGGAUCGUUGGUUUCUACUGGGUUGUUGCAGGAGGUGAGGCUCUUAUGCACAAUGCUCCUCGGCUUUACUGGUUGGCUGUUGUUUUUCUGGCAUUUGAUGUUCUCUUUGCAAUCUUUUGCGUUGCCUUGGCUUGUAUCAUUGGAAUUGCCCUAUGCUGUUGCUUGCCUUGCAUUAUUGCAAUCCUUUAUGCAGUGGCUGGACAGGAAGGUGCAUCAGAUGCCGAUAUCAACAUCCUGCCUAGAUACAGGUUCUCUCAAGCUGGAAGCCCAGAAAAGCCCAUCACAGGCUCAGGGACCAUGACAGCCCUCGCAAAUGCAACAGAUGAGCGGGUUAUUUCAUCAGAUGAAGCGGAGUGUUGUAUAUGCCUCUCGCCAUAUGAAGAUGGUGUUGAAAUUAAUGCUCUCCCUUGCAACCACCAUUUCCAUUCCACUUGCAUUGUUAAGUGGCUGCGGAUCAAUGCAACGUGUCCGCUCUGUAAGUACAAUAUUCUCAAGGGUGAUGAGCAGGUGUAAUAUUUAUUACAGCAAUUGGAUUUUGUACUCCUAUGUAUGUAUAUAGCAUGAACAUAACAGGAUUAGGUGGGUGUUAUGGCUUACCUGGUUUGCUGGUCGGUGAUAUCAAGUUGAUAUAAAUUUGUUGUGAAAAUUGAAAAGUUAGUUGAUUUCCUUGGCAUGCUAAAGCCCUGAAUGAAGCAUGAGUUACAAGUUUUGUCAUGAAGCCAUUCAAUGAAUUGGACUUUUUGAUGCUCACAAUUUUGAUGGUGUGGAGGAUUGCUGUGGAUAUUGACAAAAUUGUGUACAUAAGAUGAGGAGAUUGGCUAAUAUAAAAAAAAAGUCUUUUACCUA
This is a messenger RNA of Amborella trichopoda, 1636 nucleotides long. RefSeq names its product RING-finger protein for embryogenesi (gene RIE1). The record is from RefSeq and is a predicted model, not a curated record. Gene Ontology annotation, cellular component: plant-type vacuole. Gene Ontology annotation, biological process: ubiquitin-dependent protein catabolic process; protein ubiquitination. Lineage: Eukaryota; Viridiplantae; Streptophyta; Magnoliopsida; Amborellales; Amborellaceae. Gene Ontology annotation, molecular function: ubiquitin protein ligase activity.